Molecule: messenger RNA, 1338 nt
Organism: Solanum pennellii
Lineage: Eukaryota; Viridiplantae; Streptophyta; Magnoliopsida; Solanales; Solanaceae
Product: B3 domain-containing protein REM5-like
Exons: 5
Coding region: 393-1190 (265 amino acids)
Molecular function (GO): DNA binding
Source: RefSeq, a predicted model, not a curated record
AAACUGCAUUUCAUUUAUUUUGGGUAAAACUUAACUCAACGAUAAAUUCUGGUUAUCUUCUCUUCCUUUCCCCUUUCAUGAAAUGCCGUCGCUGUCGUCCGGUCUCGUCACCGGCGGAUUCUCCGCCGCCUCUGUCAGUUAUCUCUAUUUCCUUUGUCAUGUUUAGUCUUCUCCAUUGUUUAUUCUUCACCUUUUUCUCACAUCCCAUUUUUGUGAAACCCAAAAUCCCCCCUACCCAAUGCUUCUACCUCGUGAAGAAAAAGAAGGCGAUUCGGGUCUCAAAAUGGGUCGACCCCAUCUCCUUCCUCUAUAAAUCUGAGCAAUAAUGAAAGCUACAAUACAAAGAGUGAACUACGGUAACAAAUUGAGCUAAUCAUUUUAGGUUUAUAAGUAUGAGAUUUAGGCAGAGAAAGAAAGUGAACAACAAAAUGGUGACCCCAGUGGAGCAUGUAUCUAUCCCUCAUGACCUCCCUGAGUUCUUUAAGAUUUUUCACCCUGAAAUAUGCUACCCCCAACUGAGAAUUCCACCUGCCUUUAUCAAGUUUUUCAAUGGAGAUAUUCCUUCAAUAUGUGUGCUUGAAGAUCUAGCUGCGAGAACUUGGAAGGUGGUUGUAGAAAAGAACGACAGUGAUUUCUUUUUCAUGGAAAGUUGGCCAGACUUUGUGUUGUAUAAUAAUUUGGAAUAUGGAGAUUUUCUAACAUUUUCAUAUGCUGGAAACUCGAAGUUUUAUGUUAAGAUAUAUGGGAAAAACGGUUGCCUAAAGGAGGAUGUAACAGCUCUCAAAGAGCCUGAGCUGCUUCCAUUGGUAGAAGAAAAAGCACGGGGAAAAAGCAUUGUAGCUGAGCCUGCUGAUCAAACAGAUAAUGGGUCAGGAGACAUGGCUUCUUCAGUCACUUCAUUUGAAAUUGUCAUUAAGGCAUCCCACUUGAACAGAGCACGCUUGAAUUUUCCAGCUCCAUUUGGCAAUUGUUACUUAAAGAGGAAGAAGCGGCCACUUAUGGCUACUCUUCGAACUGAUAGUGGUAGCUGGACGAUUGUUCCUCAAUAUUAUGAUAGAUUGGAACUUCGGGAAGGGAUGCAGAAAUUUAUAGACGACAAUGCUUUGCGCGUAAAUGAUGUUUGCCGAUUUAAGCUGAUUGAUGAUGAGAAGUUAAUACUGAAAGUUCGCAUUAAGCGUCAGCCCAAGUAAAUUAGUCAAAUCUACAAGCAAUAUCUCGUUUUUGGACCAAAUGUUUCUGCCUGAGAAAGGCAUUAGUUGAUGUUUUAGAGCUUUUAUGUCGAUGAAUUUACAACGUUCUAUGGUAUGGUAUUAAAACUAUUAACUAUUCCCUCCGUCC